UCUCCCGUCUUGGCUGACAACUCCCAAUACCAAUUUUUCAAGGAAAAGUGUAGCGAUGGCUCCCACAACCACGACUCUCACGGCAAUUGCUGACGAAAAAACUCUGCGUGCGAGCUUUGUGCGCGACGAGGAUGAGCGUCCCAAGGUAGCUUACAACCAGUUUAGCAACGAAAUCCCGGUCAUAUCUCUGGCCGGGAUCGAUGAGGUAGAUGGCAGGAGGUCCAAGAUUUGCAAGGAGAUUGUUGAGGCUUGCGAGGAUUGGGGGGUAUUCCAGGUUGUUGAUCAUGGGGUUGAUACUCAGUUGAUUUCGGAGAUGACCGGUCUUGCCAGAGAGUUUUUCGCUUUGCCCCCGGAGGAGAAGCUCCGGUUUGACAUGUCCGGUGGUAAGAAGGGCGGUUUCAUCGUCUCUAGCCACCUCCAGGGAGAAGCAGUACAAGACUGGCGUGAAAUUGUGACAUAUUUCUCAUACCCACUUAGGACCCGGGAUUACUCAAGGUGGCCGGACACGCCGGAGGGGUGGAGGGCAGUGACGCAGCAAUACAGUGAGAAGUUGAUGGGGCUGGCGUGCAAGCUUCUGGAAGUGUUGUCAGAGGCUAUGGGCUUAGAGAAGGAAGCCUUGACCAAGGCCUGUGUAGACAUGGACCAGAAGGUUGUUGUCAAUUUCUACCCCAAGUGCCCUCAACCCGACCUCACCCUGGGACUCAAGCGUCACACUGAUCCCGGCACCAUCACGCUCUUGCUUCAGGAUCAGGUGGGUGGGCUCCAGGCCACCAGGGACGACGGCAAGACCUGGAUCACCGUUCAACCUGUUGAAGGUGCCUUUGUGGUCAACCUUGGAGAUCAUGGCCAUUAUUUGAGCAAUGGUAGGUUCAAGAAUGCAGAUCACCAAGCAGUGGUGAACUCAAACUGCAGCAGGUUGUCCAUAGCCACAUUCCAAAAUCCGGCACCUGAGGCAACAGUAUAUCCAUUGGCAGUCAGGGAGGGAGAGAUGCCGAUUAUGGAGGAGGCGAUCCCGUUUUCUGAGAUGUACAGGAAGAAGAUGAGCAAAGACCUGGAGCUUGCCAGGCUAAAGAAGCUGGCCAAGGAGCAGCAGCAGUUGCCGGAAGUAGAGAAGACCAAACUGGACGCCAAGCCCCUGGACCAAAUCCUUGCAUAGACUUCUGUUUCAGUUUAUGCUUGCUUGCUGCUGCCAGAUUAUUAUUCAUAGAUAUCCAUGUUCUGUUGCCUUCUACUUUUGUUGUGGUAUCUCUAUUUUAAUCAACUUGAGUGUACGCCCAUGCCACUUUUGAUAUUUGUUUCCAUACAAAAGUUCUACUCUACUCGUAAUAGAUUGGAAAAUAAAUGGAAUAUUGGGUU
Messenger RNA from Rubroshorea leprosula, 1356 nucleotides. NCBI's taxonomy places the organism in Eukaryota, Viridiplantae, Streptophyta, Magnoliopsida, Malvales, Dipterocarpaceae. The record is from the annotation of a GenBank genome assembly.